Bacidia gigantensis is the source of this 1182-nucleotide messenger RNA. RefSeq lists its product as uncharacterized. The record is from RefSeq and is a predicted model, not a curated record. Gene Ontology annotation, molecular function: oxidoreductase activity, acting on the aldehyde or oxo group of donors, disulfide as acceptor. Gene Ontology annotation, biological process: branched-chain amino acid catabolic process. The coding region runs from base 1 to 1182 and encodes 393 amino acids. The transcript has 3 exons. Lineage: Eukaryota; Fungi; Ascomycota; Lecanoromycetes; Lecanorales; Ramalinaceae.
AUGGAUAGCGACGGUGCAGUUGUCGAUGGAAUGCGGACGCCGCCAGAUGUUAGGAAAGAGGAAGUCCUAAAGUGGUACAAGGAUAUGUUGACAGGGCCGUCUCAGUUUCUACAUGGUCAGAUCUCACCUUCAAAGUAUCUGCCCAUAGCAGACGUUGAUGAGGAUUUGCAGGUCUCAGCUGGCGAGGAGGGUAUCGCGGUGGGCUCAGCCUCUGCGCUUACCCCAGAAGACGUGAUAUUCGCCCAAUAUCGAGAAGCAGGUGUAUUUCAGCAAAGAGGUUUUACGCUCUCGGAUUUCAUGAACCAACUCUUUGCAAAUUGCAAGGAUGUCGGUAAAGGAAGGAAUAUGCCUGUCCAUUAUGGCAGCAGCAAAUUGAACAUACACACCAUAUCCUCCCCGCUAGCCACCCAGCUCCCCCAGGCGACCGGAGCCGCUUACGCCCUAAAGCUCUCCAACAUGUCAUCCCGAAGGACCAACGCCAAUGAAGGCCGUAUCGUAGCUGCCUACUUCGGCGAAGGCGCCGCCUCUGAAGGCGACUUCCACGCGGCUCUCAACAUCGCGGCCACGCGCUCCUGCCCCAUCAUCUUCCUCUGCCGCAACAACGGCUUCGCAAUCUCCACCACAACACUAGAGCAAUACCGCGGCGACGGUAUCGCCAGCCGGGGCGUCGGCUACGGCAUUGACACCAUCCGCGUCGACGGCAACGACAUCUUCGCCGUGCGCGAAGUCACCAAGAAAGCCCGGCAGAUGGCUCUCGAAGACGGCGGAAAACCCGUGCUCAUUGAAGCGAUGAGCUAUCGCGUCAGCCACCACAGCACCAGCGAUGACUCGUUCGCGUAUCGCGCGCGGGUGGAAGUGGAGGAUUGGAAGCGUAGGGAUAAUCCGAUUACGAGGUUGAGGAAGUGGAUGGAACGGCAGGGGAUGUGGGAUGAGGAGCAAGAGAGGGAGACGAGGAGUCGGAUAAGGAAGGAUGUGUUAAAGGCUUUUGCGGAGGCGGAGAUGCUGAAGAAACCGAGGCUUAGGGAACUUUUUACGGAUGUUUAUGAGGAGGUUACGGAGGAGGCGAGGGGGCAGAUCAAGGAGUUGGGGAGGCUGAUUGAUGAGUAUCCUGGGGAGUAUGAUGUCAGUGGUUUUGAAGAUGGGAGGGAGGGGUUGGAGAUGGAUGAGAAGAAGGAUCAUUAG